AUGUCUACUUUUACCGACACCAUUACUCUGCCCACUCACUCUACCGCAAGGACUGAGUUAAUUGGUCAUGGACCAGAAGGGACCUGCCCUCUUCUGGACGAGUUCGCCGGAAAGUGGGACAGCUUUAAAUUUGGCCCCAUUCGUGAAAGCGAGGUCUCCCGAGCAAUGACCAGGCGCUACUUCAAGGACCUGGAUACUUAUGCCGAAAGUGACAUUGUCAUUGUUGGCGCUGGUUCCUGUGGCCUGAGCACGGCUUAUGUCCUUGCCAAGGCCCGACCAGACCUUAAGAUCGCCCUCAUUGAAGCUUCCGUCUCCCCUGGUGGUGGUGCGUGGCUCGGUGGCCAGCUAUUUUCCGCAAUGGUCCUUCGUAAACCCGCCGACAAAUUCUUGGAUGACAUUGGCGUUCCCUAUGAGGACGAGCCCGCGAACCCAAACGUCGUUGUCAUCAAGCACGCCUCUCUUUUCACUUCAACACUACUCUCAAAAGUCCUUGCAUUCCCCAAUAUCAAGCUCUUCAAUGCAACUUGUGUCGAAGACUUGAUUACGCGUCCGGAGCCCAACGGCGGCCUCCGUAUCGCUGGGGUA
Messenger RNA from Ophidiomyces ophidiicola, 585 nucleotides. RefSeq names its product thiamine metabolism- protein (gene THI4). Lineage: Eukaryota; Fungi; Ascomycota; Eurotiomycetes; Onygenales; Onygenaceae. The record is from RefSeq and is a predicted model, not a curated record. The transcript has 2 exons. The annotation marks the transcript as partial.